Dermochelys coriacea (leatherback sea turtle) is the source of this 1209-nucleotide messenger RNA. RefSeq names its product trihelix transcription factor GTL2-like. The record is from RefSeq and is a predicted model, not a curated record. NCBI's taxonomy places the organism in Eukaryota, Metazoa, Chordata, Testudines, Dermochelyidae. The coding region runs from base 203 to 760 and encodes 185 amino acids. The transcript is spliced from 2 exons.
AAUUCCGAUGCACUAGCUAGGUAGGCAGAAAAGCCCCAGGAACUUAUAUUUCAUUUUCUGUUUGGUCACCAUCAGCACAGGUGACCAUCAGCACAGUCCACCAUCACAAGAGACCACGCAGUCCCAGAUUCGCAGACAAGCUCCAGCAUGUUCUGAACAGGAGGUACUGGAUCUCAUCGCAUGUUGGGGAGACAAAUCUAUUAUGGCAGAACUGUGUUCCAAAAAAAGAAAUGCAAAUACAUAUGCUAAAGUCUCCAGGGCCAUGAUGGAAAGAGGCUACUGCAGGGACACAGAGCAGUGUCGUACAAAAAUCAAGGAGCUCAGGCAAGUGUACCAAAAAGCCAGGAAGGCGAAUGGGCGCUCUGGGUCACAGCCCCAUACAUGCCGCUUCUACCAUGAGUUGCAUGCAGUUAUGGGAGGUGACGGUACCACUACCCCACCACUGUCUGUGGACACCUGCAAGGGGGGAGUUGAAUGGAGCUUGGAGGAUGAAGAGGAGGAGGAGGACAGUGCACAGGCGGCAAGUGGGGAAUCCGUUUUCCAUCCUAGCCAGGAACUAGCCUUAACGCUGGAGCCAACAGCCUCCCCCACUCCCAAAGCAGGCUCCCAGACCAUGACCCUGGAGAAGGCACUUCUGGUGCAAAUGUUUCAAUGCGGCCCCUAUCUACUCCGUCCCAGAGGCUGUUCCAGAUUAGAAGGUGGGGAAAAAAAGAACUUGGGACAACAUAUUUGCCAAGCUUAUACAGUCCUCCUGCACUGAUAGGGCCCAGCUGAAUAUGUGGAGGCAAACAAUUGACCUACUUUACGGAGUCCCGUAAAGUGUUAAAUGAACACGAAGAGAGGAGGGACGCGUGCGUUGAGAGCAGGCAGGAUGCUAUGGUCAAGCUCAUGAGGGAGCAAACUGACAUGCUCCGCUGUAUGGUGGAUCUAAUGCGGGAAAGGCAGCAGGACCACAGACUGCCGCUGCAGGCCCUGUAUAACCGCCUUCCCUCCUCCCCAAGUUCCAUAGCCUCACUCAGAUGCCUAUGAACACGGGAGCAGGGGGAGAGGCUAUGGGGAUCCACACGCUCAACCCCAAAGGAUUUCACAAGCAGCAGAAAGCUGUCAUAUCUGAAAUUUUGAUUUGGCUUCUGGAUUUGUCCUUCCCUCCUCCUCCACCUCCCUAAUCCAAUCCCCCCUUCUCCCUGGUCUACCUUCUGAUUUCUUUCA